This is a messenger RNA of Paraphaeosphaeria sporulosa, 885 nucleotides long. RefSeq lists its product as uncharacterized. The transcript has 4 exons. Lineage: Eukaryota; Fungi; Ascomycota; Dothideomycetes; Pleosporales; Didymosphaeriaceae. The coding region runs from base 1 to 885 and encodes 294 amino acids. The record is from RefSeq and is a predicted model, not a curated record.
AUGAAACUCUCUAUCGUCGUCAGCUAUGCCUUCACGGCUUGCCUAGCCCUUGCGCGUUCUCAUGCUCAUUCUCGCCCGAACGGAACGCUACCCAAGCCCACGCACCGCCUUACUAGACACUUCAAUGCCGAUAUACUCGCCAGCAACAAAGACUGGAAAGCUGCGAGCUGCAGAGGUGAUAGGCUGGUUGAACUUAUGCCCAGUUCCGACAAAGCGGCAGGCCCAAAAAUUGAAAGCACCAAGGGCAACAACCCGCCGUCGGCACAGAGCGAGUGGCAGGGCGAUCUCAAACAGGAGCUGAAGACCUGGGGCUGGCACGAAGAGUAUGUGGGAGAUGUGUACGCUGAUAUGGAUUACUUGGACGUCACGUCGGUAGUGGAGGCGCUGGGAAUGAAUGGGAAGUCCCAAAGGGCCGGCGGCAAUAACAUCCCGUACGGAUUCCUUAAAAGCCCGGCAUCGGCGGCUAAACAUCUCUGGAAUCAGAAGCCCACCGGCGAUGAACUUCCCAAGCUCCAACGGCUUUCCGACAUCUUCUGGGGAUACUGGGUUCGCGAUAAUCCAGCCGUUGCAAAUAUCUGCUACUUCUGGAUGGUGGACAUCGCGAACGAGGACACCGCAAAAAUCAUGGCUCGAGCGCUGAGCGAAGCCGGCAAAACGAUAUCCAAAUGGCCGGGCGUCACCUUCAAUAUGGAUUCCGACGCUGAGAAGGCUAUACUUGGUUCGGCCAAUGGCGCGGUCUUUGCAUGGUUUCUGAUCCGGCACAAAGCGCAGCUUGGUGAGAGAUGGAUACCCAUGGUGACGUUGUUCCUCAACGACCUUGGCCGAUCGUGGUCUGCGGCACAUCUACUAUUCUACGUGGAAGUCGCGCCCGACAGGGAGAAGUAA